Molecule: messenger RNA, 1269 nt
Organism: Anguilla anguilla (European eel)
Lineage: Eukaryota; Metazoa; Chordata; Actinopteri; Anguilliformes; Anguillidae
Gene: pop5
Product: POP5 homolog, ribonuclease P/MRP subunit
Exons: 5
Coding region: 90-599 (169 amino acids)
Biological process (GO): tRNA 5'-leader removal
Cellular component (GO): ribonuclease P complex
Molecular function (GO): ribonuclease P RNA binding
Source: RefSeq, a predicted model, not a curated record
GGAUAGUCGAGCUCUGUUAUUGGCCAAUACAGAUUGGCUACCGGAAGUCAUAUUGGAUGGUGUAGGAAACUGAACGCACGCGUUUCGGGAUGGUGCGUUACAAAUCCAGGUAUCUGCUUUGUGAGUUGUGCGUGUCAGAGCAAAGUAGUUUGCAGCUGCUGGAUGACCGAGCUGUAUUCACGGCGGUGAGGGGAGCAGUGUCUUCGGCCCACGGGGACUACGGGGCUGCUCUCUGCAGCACCUCGUUUGCAGUGAAAUACCUGAAUGCCCACACUGGAGUGGUGUUCCUGCGCUGUCGAAAGAGGCACUACAGACUCCUCUGGUCUGCAUUACCCUUCAUUACCAGUGUGGAGAACCGAGGCCAGAGAAUCCCCUGCUUCAUUAACUGCCUGCAUAUUGGAGGGACUAUUCGCACGUGUCAGAAGUUCUUGAUCCGAUACAAUACUCAACAGCUCCAUCGCAUGCUCAGGCUUUGCCACAGUGAGGCGGAGAGGUUGGAGGUGCGCAAGGCUGUGCUGAGUUGCUCUCUGAAGAGUCUUGAAAAAGAGGAAGAGGAUGAAGAUGUAUUUGGGGAUGAAGAAGAGUGGGGGAAAGGUUAAAUUACACACACUUACAGACUGGUGGUACUGUGGCCUGGACAGUACAUUUUCAGCCAUGGUUGGUUGAAAGCAGGUGUCUAAAAACAAUAUAUAUGGCCAAAAGUGUUACUUUACUGCAUUACUUUGUACUGAAAUAUUGAUGCCUAAUAGUGCACUGCAGUACCCUACCCACGACAGCUUAGUACUUCACUGUGCGGGUGAUUUGGCCAUCUAAAAUUGGUUGGAGAGUAAAUCCAGUCUAGACUUGCAUCUGAGAUGUAGAGCUUCGUGGGACUUUCAAAGUUUCAGUUUUGGUUACAACAAUGCAAUAUUGUAUUUAGUGGUGAUUAAAAAAAUGUAAGAUAAUGUGUAUUUAAGGAUUGUUUCUUUUUUCUUUUUUUUUAAGAAAAAACUAUUGCCAGCUGAUGUUUGGCUCAGCUACAGUGACAGUUCCAGAAACAUUGACACAUUUUAUUUGCUGUAUUUUUCUGAAUAAAGAAAAUAACAUUCCAAAAAAAACAAAAAACACUUGACCCUAUAUAAAUUUGCUCCGUGAAUUAAUUACAUUAUUAAUUCCUAGCCGUUUACUGCAUUUACAAAGAAAUUGCAUUGUUAUUUCAGAGGUAUAGUACGUAUAGUAGUUGACCUAAAUGGAGAAAAUUUUACAUUAAAAAUGUUUCCACACAGAGAA